This is a messenger RNA of Apis florea (little honeybee), 2519 nucleotides long. RefSeq names its product polo like kinase SAK (gene SAK). The record is from RefSeq and is a predicted model, not a curated record. Gene Ontology annotation, cellular component: nucleus. Gene Ontology annotation, biological process: protein phosphorylation. Gene Ontology annotation, molecular function: protein kinase activity; protein binding; ATP binding. NCBI's taxonomy places the organism in Eukaryota, Metazoa, Arthropoda, Insecta, Hymenoptera, Apidae.
CGUUUUUAAGACGCCAUCUAUUGAAUCUGAAAAAAUAUAAUAAAUUUAUAUGUGGCAAACACGCCAUGUCAUUUCUAUUUACAAAUUUUGUAAAUAUAUUUAAUGUCAAAAAGAUUAAAUGUAUUAAAAAAGUGCAAUUUACUAACCGUGGUGAUUAAGACAUCUAUACGGUUUUAUCACUCGGACACUGGUAAUGCCACAUCUAUCGGGAGGUUUCGGUGAACAGAUAGAGGAUUACGAAGUAUUAAACUUACUUGGAAAAGGAGGUUUUGCAAGUGUAUAUCGAGCAAAAUGUCUUCGCAAUGGUAUAGAAGUUGCAAUAAAAAUGAUCGACAAAAAAUUAAUGCAAGCUGCUGGGAUGGUGGAUAGAGUACAUCAAGAAGUAGCAAUUCAUUCAAAAUUGAAAAAUCCAGCUGUACUUGAAUUGUAUACUUUUUUUGAAGAUGCUAACUAUGUUUAUUUGGUAUUAGAAUUAUGUCACAAUGGAGAACUUCAACGUUUUCUUAAGCUACAAGGAUCUCGUGCAUUGCCUGAAGAACAAGCUGGUCAUAUAAUUAGACAAGUAGUGCAAGGAUUAUUAUAUUUACAUUCACAUCGCAUACUUCAUAGAGAUAUGUCUCUAUCUAAUUUGCUUUUAACCAGAGAUAUGCAAGUAAAAAUAGCAGAUUUUGGAUUAGCUACUCAAUUAACAAGGCCUGAUGAAAAACAUUUAACUAUGUGUGGUACUCCUAAUUAUAUAUCACCUGAGAUAGCAACAAGAUCAUCUCAUGGUUUGGAAGCAGAUGUAUGGAGUUUAGGAUGCAUGCUAUAUACUCUAUUAGUUGGCAAACCUCCUUUUGAUACAGAUGCUGUUAAAAGUACUUUAACACGUGUAGUUAUGGCUGAUUAUGUUAUGCCAGCUCACUUAUCAGAUAAUGCUAAAGAUCUAAUAGAUAAACUUUAAAAAAAUCCAAAAGAUAGAAUUCGUUUACGUGAUAUUUCGAAACACCCAUUUAUAGCUAAUUUAAAAAAAAAUAAAUUACACAGUGAAAAGAAUAUGAAUAAAGGAUUGCUAGGAGAUGGUACUGUUGAUUCAGGAGUUGGAAGAACAUUAUCUUCAUAUGAGAGACCAAGAAUACGUUCUAGAUCGGAAGAAAGAACAUCAACGAUACCUAAUGGUCUUAUGUCUAAUGGUUUUGGACCUAUGAUGAGCACAAAAAGCGAACCUUUAUCUGAACCUAUUAUAAGAAUGUAUUCACAUAAAACAAAUAGUAUCGAUUAUCGUGUUAAACAAAAUUCCGUAUUAGCCGGAAUACCAUUACCGCCACAAAGCAAAAUCUUUUCUCAAUAUGAACAAUAUAGCAAUUAUGAUACAAAUCAGGAGAUUGAUAAACAUAAAAAUGAUAAGUAUAGAAAAAAAGAAAAGACUGAAAAUUGUUUUGAAAGUACCGAAAAUGGAGGAAAAUUACAAAUUUCACCUUUGUCUACAGAAAGAUUACAACCUACUAGACAUAAGACGAAAUAUACAAUUCUUACUAUUUUAGAUAAUGGAGAAGUUUGCAUUGAAUUCAUCAAACGUAGAAAUGGCAUAGAAAAAAUAAGUGAAGUAUGUCGAAUAUCUAGUGAUGGUUUAAGAGUUAUUCUCUAUAAACCAAUAUCUUCAACAGAUGUUGGUAAUCAACCACUCCCAUUACCAGCUCGUGGAGCAGACAGUAUUUAUUCAUAUGAAAAUUUACCUUCCCGUCAUCAUAAAAAAUACAUAUACGCUUCUCGUUUUAUAAAACUUGUAAGAGCAAAAACUCCAAAAAUAACACUAUAUACUCAACGAUCAAAAUGUUUAUUUAUGGAAAAUGGACCACAUCCAAAUUGUGAAGUUCACUUUUAUAAUGGAGUGAAGGUUGAACGUAUUGAUGGUAUUGUAAAAAUAACAGAAAGAAGUGAUGGUCCGAUUUAUAUCGAGGGUGAAUUUCCACCGUAUUUAGACGAUUAUUAUGAACAUUAUUCAGAAUGUUAUAAACGUUGUUUGUUGAUAGAAUCUACUUUUACAUCUUUGGAAGCAGCUACAGAUCAUUCGUGUUUUCCUAUCAUUAUUGGACGCAGGCCUAGUUCGGCCUUAAGUGAUUCUCCUUGUUUACAAGGGAAAGAAAAUAUUUCGCAUGCAACAAAUAAUACACCCGUAAUGCCAUCCUUUGACGCUAGUUCCGUUAUUUCAACAGUAGCAUCACGGUCACGAAAAAUGAAUUCUGUACGAAAUACUAGCAAUAAUAGUAUUUGUAAAAUAGCCAUUCCGGAUAUAUGUACUGCAACACAAUUAUCUUCUGGAGAUAUCCAUAUUAAUUACAAAGAUGGUUCUUCUUUAAUUGUUAGCAAUGGUGGUGAUAUAAUUUAUGAAAGUAGUAAUGGUACUGCUAGAAGAUAUAAUCUCCAUUAUCAGCAAAAUGUGGAAGUACCACAUAUCAUUAAAGAAAAAUUACGUCAUCUGCCAACAGUUAUUGAAUAUCUUGUUCAACCGAAACAUAAGAAUAUCCGGUAGUUUUAAU